CACAAGUCCACCUCCCGACUCUACCAAAAUCCCAAACCCUAGACCUCCAGGCUCAGAUCCCUCCCCCCACCUUCACCCCUUCAGAGACGAACGCAACAUGCGGAUCCGCAAGAGUGCCUCUCGCCUCCUAGGCUCUGCGUACUCCGCCUCCGCCGCCCCGACCGUUGAUGCGGCGCCUCGGCUCGACCUGCUGCCGCCGCCGCACCCCGCGCCGUGCUCCGCACCCGAAUCCUGCGGCGGGUCCGCCUUCUCGAGCCCCUCUGUCUCCACUGCGGAGCCCUGUGAGCUCAGCCGUUCCCCAUGGGACCUCAUCGCCGACCUCUCCCUCUCCGACAAAAAGGUGGAGGACGAACUCGUGGACAAGUACUUUGUGCAUGUCACGACCCGGGCGAGCUGGCUCUUUUCAUCCACCGUGUCAGCCACCACAUCCACCAAGAAGAAGAAGAAGCUGCCUGCUGCAGUCUACGAGGAUAGCACGCAGCUGAGGCGUGAGGCCGCGAAAAAAACUGCAACGAAUAGGGAGGAGGGCGAGACUAAGAAGAAGGCGAAGGUGAAGAAAGAAGAGGUGCAGCAGGAUGGGGCAGCAGCAGCAGCAGCGCAGGUCUGGAAGUGCAAGAAGAACGAUGGCAGACGGUGGCACUGCAACCGGCCAGUGAGCCAACCUAACACCCUCUGUGAGUACCAUUUCGUGCAGAAGCGCUCCUACUUGAACCCCGGUUUCGAGUUCCACUCCACGGCAGAACUGGAGGGGGCAGCGCCAGCGCCAGCGCCGGUGCAUGCAGCUAGCUCCAAGUUGUCCACCAGCAACAAGCCACGGAAGAAGAAGAAGCCUGGAAACGACUUCAGUGCGACCGAGGGCUUCUACUACUACGCUGGCUUUGGCCCGUUCCGGACCAAGAGGCAGUGUAGAAGCGGCGGCACGAACGAGCCUCUGCCUGCAAAGCAAGAAGAGGAGGAGGAAACACCUGAAUAUGCUUCUCAUCAUACAGAAGAAGAAGAAAAAGAAGCCAAAGUUGCUGGAUUCACCAAUCAGGCUGCAUCUCAAGAUGACGUGUCGAGUUGUGACGACGACAUUGCAGGGAUCGCGGGCGUCGACGAAGAGAGCAGCGAUGGUGACUACGAUGGGAUUGGUCUCGGUGGCUGCAACGUGGAUGGAGCUGCUGAUCCCCAGGCUAGCAUCGGUGAGGUGAGGAGGAAGGCCCCCUGGAAGCGGUGGAGGAAGCCUGUGAAGGCGCGGUCGCUCAAGUCUUUGAUGUGAGCACGCAAGCGCCCGCGUUACUCUUCCAUCUCCGUGGUGUAGAUGUAGAAGAUAAGUUAAUCGGCAGCUUGGCUUAUUCGCUUGCUAACUCCUGUUCCUUCUGAUUUGUAGCUGUUGUUGAUUGACGGACUGUUUGACUUCUUCGUGUUGGUUGGUUGUUCCAUGGUUGUAC
This is a messenger RNA of Zea mays, 1430 nucleotides long. RefSeq lists its product as uncharacterized. The transcript has 2 exons. Bases 98 to 1258 code for a protein of 386 amino acids. Lineage: Eukaryota; Viridiplantae; Streptophyta; Magnoliopsida; Poales; Poaceae. The record is from RefSeq and is marked validated.